AUGUACACUUUUUUGGAUCAGAAGACUCAACGGAAUGAGAGGAGUUCAACAAGUCACAUAACACUUGAUCCUGACACAAGUAUCAUUUACUUAUGUGGAAAGGGAAACAGCAGUAUUCGCUACUUUGAGAUCACGGAUGAAUCCCCAUAUGUCCACUACUUCAACACAUUCAGCGGCAAGGAGCCUCAGAGAGGCAUGGGUUACAUGCCCAAGAGAGGACUUGACGUUAACAAAUGUGAAAUUGCCAGAUUCUUCAAGCUGCAUGAGAGAAAGUGUGAGCCCAUUAUCAUGACUGUUCCCAGGAAGUCUGACCUUUUCCAAGAUGAUCUUGUAAGGGCUGCACUGGAGGCAGAAGAGUGGUUUGAAGGGAAGAAUGCUGACCCAAUCCUCAUCUCCUUGAAGCACGGCUACAUUCCAGGCAAAAACAGGGAUCUCAAAGUGGUCAAGAAGAACAUUCUGGACAGCAAGCCCACUGCAAAGAAGAAGUGUGACCUGAUCAACGUCCCCAAGAAAACCACAGACACGACUAGUGUGCAAAACGAAGCCAAGUUGGAUGAAAUUUUAAAAGAGAUCAAAUCUGUAAAAGACACAAUCUGCAAUCAAGAUGAGCGUAUUUCCAAGUUAGAACAGCAGAUGGCGAAGAUAGCAGCCUGA
Marmota flaviventris (yellow-bellied marmot) is the source of this 654-nucleotide messenger RNA. NCBI's taxonomy places the organism in Eukaryota, Metazoa, Chordata, Mammalia, Rodentia, Sciuridae. The record is from RefSeq and is a predicted model, not a curated record.